UCUCUCAUUUCUGGCUUAAACUGAGUGAGAGAGAAAGUAAUCUUCGAAUUCUAGAGAGAGAAAGUGGCUAUGGCGACCUCGCUUCUCUCUCCUCUCGCAGCUCCAACCAUCAACACCGACAACCGUGAACUAUCCACUGCUAUUGGCGUCCCGAAGACCUCUUUCCUUGACGGUACCAAGCUCCCUUUCGCUCCAUCUGCGGCAAAUUCGACAGCGAGCUCAACUCGGAGAUGGUGUUUUAGGUCUCCGAGGUCUUCGAAGCCUCUUGACCAUGUUCCGAAGCGGUUUCGAGAGGAAAACCUCAAAGAAGGAUUGAUGGACAAUUACAUGAAUGCCCCUCAAUAUCUUUAUGGCUUAAGUCGUUCACAAAUGGACAUGUUCAUGACUGAAGAUAAUCCCAUCCGCCGACAGUCUGAAAGUGUCACAGAGGAAAGCAUCGGAUCUGCCAGCAAUUAUUUGAAUCAUGGAGGAAUGUGGAGUUUAUCAGGCAUGACUGAAAGAGGUCCUUCAAAAUACAGCAUGAGUGUAAGCAUGUACCGUGGAGGAGCUAGAGGGUAUGGAAGGCCCAGGACUGCUCCUCCUGAUUUGCCAUCUUUGCUUUUGGAUGCUCGAAUUAUCUAUCUGGGAAUGCCAAUUGUGCCAGCAGUAACUGAGCUUCUUGUUGCUCAGUUCAUGUGGUUGGAUUAUGAUAACCCAUCAAAGCCUAUAUAUUUGUAUAUAAAUUCCUCUGGGACUCAGAAUGAGAAGAUGGAGACUGUCGGAGCUGAAACAGAGGCAUAUGCCAUUGCUGACACCAUGGCUUACUGCAAAUCAGACGUCUACACAGUGAAUUGCGGCAUGGCGUAUGGUCAAGCAGCAAUGCUUCUCUCACUUGGAGCCAAGGGUUUCCGCGCUAUGCAACCAAAUUCUUCCACAAAAUUGUAUCUCCCUAAAGUCAGCAGGUCAAGUGGAGCUGUCAUAGAUAUGUGGAUUAAGGCCAAAGAACUGGAUGCAAACUCCGAAUAUUAUGUAGAGCUGUUAGCAAAAGGAACUGGGAAAUCAAAGGACGAAAUCAGUAAAGACGUCCAGCGCCCCAAAUAUUUCCAAGCUCAAGAGGCAAUUGAAUAUGGCAUUGCAGACAAGAUCAUCAGCUCAAGGGAUAUUGCAUUUGAGAAACGGAAUUAUGAUGAGAUGCUUGCCCAAUCGAAAGCCAUGAGGAGAGCAGCGGGAGUUGGUCCACAAGCAGCUCCCUCUGGAAUUAGGUAACUGCAAAACAGUCAAAUCACUGUUACUCAAAUGACUGGGAUUCAAGGGUUCUACUUUUGUGUUGUAUCUUUGCACGAUGGAGGAGCCAGUUACGUUUGAAGCUUAAAUGGAUUCUAUAGUUCUAAUAUGAAAGAAAGCUACUCUCCGAUUUUGUUACCAGGUGGCACUUUGUCUUCGGCAGUUGUCAUGUAAAAUGCUGUGUACAUGGGUAUUUUGGAAAACAGGAUAAUGUUUGUUCAUUUUACUACUGGGAUGUUUACUGUGAUCAAACAUGAAAAGGAAAUUUUAAAAACUCAAAAUAGUAAAUUUUAAUCUAGAUACAGAAAUCAUGCUGAUUGGA
Camellia sinensis is the source of this 1585-nucleotide messenger RNA. It is a transcript of the gene CLPR1, whose product is annotated as CLP protease proteolytic subunit 1. Lineage: Eukaryota; Viridiplantae; Streptophyta; Magnoliopsida; Ericales; Theaceae. Gene Ontology annotation, biological process: protein quality control for misfolded or incompletely synthesized proteins. Gene Ontology annotation, cellular component: endopeptidase Clp complex. The record is from RefSeq and is a predicted model, not a curated record. Gene Ontology annotation, molecular function: ATPase binding; ATP-dependent peptidase activity; serine-type endopeptidase activity.